AUGAGACAGAGCGGCGCCUCCCAGCCCCUGCUGAUCAACAUGUACCUGCCAGAUCCCGUCGGAGAUGGUCUCUUCAAGGAAGGGAAGAGCCCCGGGUGGGGGCCGCUGAGCCCCGCGGUACAAAAAGGCAGCGGGCAGAUCCAGCUGUGGCAGUUUCUGCUGGAGCUGCUGGCGGACCGCGCGAACGCCGGCUGCAUCGCGUGGGAGGGCGGCCACGGCGAGUUCAAGCUCACGGACCCAGACGAGGUGGCGCGGCGCUGGGGCGAGCGCAAGAGCAAGCCCAACAUGAACUACGACAAGCUGAGCCGCGCGCUGCGCUACUACUACGAUAAGAACAUCAUGAGCAAGGUGCACGGCAAGCGCUACGCCUACCGCUUCGACUUCCAGGGCCUGGCGCAGGCCUGCCAGCCGCCCCCCGCGCACGCCCACGCCGCCGCCGCUGCCGCCGCCGCCGCCGCUGCCGCCCAGGACGGUGCGCUCUACAAGCUGCCGGCCGGCCUCGCCCCGCUGCCCUUCCCCGGCCUCUCCAAACUCAACCUCAUGGCCGCCUCGGCCGGCGUCGCGCCCGCCGGCUUCUCCUACUGGCCGGGCCCGGGCCCCGCCGCCACCGCCACCGCCGCCGCCACCGCUGCUCUCUACCCCAGCCCCGGCUUGCAGCCCCCUCCCGGGCCCUUCGGCGCGGUGGCCGCCGCCUCGCACUUGGGGGGCCAUUACCACUAGGCGGGGCGGCCGGGUGCCGGGCGGCUUCCCCCAGACGCCAGGGCGUCGUCCAAACCCAUCCCCGUCCCGGGGAGGGCGCCCGGAGCCUCCCUCACUGUUCCUCUGACCUCAGAUUUACUCCACCCGCCGCGCCCAGCCCCAAGGGAGGGACCAGAAGCCUAUUCCAUCUUCCUUAACACUGGAUUUCCUCCGCGUCACCCCCUAAGCCCCGGAGGCGAGGGGGUGAGUGACUGUGGCCUCCCCCCACCCUAUUCUUUAACCUCCAUCUACUUCUCGGCCCCAGCUCCCUGAAGGGGGGUCCCGGACCUGCCCUGUCUUUUUCUCCCCUCCGCCUGUACUUUGGCCUGGCUCCUGGAAGCCCCCUCCAUUUUGACACCACUUUUUUGAAUUCCAAACCUUUUCUCAUUUUUUCUCUCUCCCACGGAGCUGCCCCAUCCCGGUAUGGUGGAGGCCUGCCCAGUCCCCUUUCUUCUCCCCGGCACCUCAGCUGGCUUGGUUAAGGGCCACUGGCUCCCAUGACACAUGUAGGUAGC
This is a messenger RNA of Equus caballus (horse), 1253 nucleotides long. It is a transcript of the gene FEV, whose product is annotated as FEV transcription factor, ETS family member. Gene Ontology annotation, biological process: cell differentiation; regulation of transcription by RNA polymerase II. The record is from RefSeq and is a predicted model, not a curated record. Gene Ontology annotation, molecular function: DNA-binding transcription factor activity, RNA polymerase II-specific; sequence-specific DNA binding. Gene Ontology annotation, cellular component: nucleus. NCBI's taxonomy places the organism in Eukaryota, Metazoa, Chordata, Mammalia, Perissodactyla, Equidae.